AUGAAUUAUUUUAAAUUAUAUUUGACCGAUGAAGUUGAUUCAUUUUAUUUCACAAAUUUUCAUUAUUGUUUAUUUGUAGUUGGUGAAUCUACAGCAUGCAAUUUGAUUUGUUUGCAUAAUUCCCAUUCUGUAUUGCAUAGUGUCAGUUUACCAGACGGUACACCGUGUUAUGCACAAAGAGAUGAUAUAUGCAUACAAGGCAAAUGUUGGGAAACUGGUUGUGAUGGUAUUUUAGGAUCACGAUUACGCUUUGACCGUUGUCGUGUAUGCGGUGGCGAUAAUAGUACUUGUGAAGAAAUUAAAGGUGUUUUCAAUGGAAAUACAUUAACCCAACCUGAUACUUAUCCACGUGGUUUAAUAACAGCUGUACGUAUCCCUAGAGGAGUUACUAAUGCAUUUGUUAGAAAGGUGUCUGAUCGUAAUACCGCCUUCUCCUCAGAUUCGUACGACGAUUUUAUGUUGUUGAUAUUUGAAGAAUUAAAAACUCAAAUACGUAGAGGUGAAACACAUGAACCAUUCGCUGGAGCUGAACUUUACUAUAGUGGUAGUCGUAGUCGUGAAGAAAUUGUUUCAAUUACUGGAAGACUCAAUAAAGAUGUGAAUAUUGUUAUUCGUGUUGAAAACUCGCAUACAACUCAUUCUUUACCAAGAGUGGAGUAUAGUUAUUUUAUUGAUAAAUCUCAAAAAAAUAAUUCAUUAUAUUUUAUCGCGGAAAAUGAAGCACGUUUAGCUGAAGAUAGAAUUAAUCGUCGUACAGGAAGAUCACAAAAUACUUUUCAAACAGUCGAUAAAUUGAUUAACUCUGUACAGAAUAAUCCAAGUGAAUUAGACAAUCGUAAAAUUAAGAAACAAAAACCACAAAUCUAUUUUGUAUGGAGAAUCAGUGAACUACCCACUGGUUGCACAACAUGUGCAGGAAAUGUCACAACACCUGCAGAAUGUUAUCCGUUGGUGCCGAAAGAUUCUGAGAGAAGUCAAUUUUCGCAGUUUGAUUUGUUCCGACCAGUUGCUGAUUAUCUAUGCGCCUCUAUGCCCAGACCACCACCUGUUUUCAGGCGUUGUUCCGACUAUUGUGGUGUACGAUGGUCAGCUAAACCAGUACAAUCGACGAAGUCAUCAAAUAAUAUUCAUGGAUUUAUUACCAGUAGUUGUUCAUCGCGAUGUAAUGAAGGUCAUGAAGCUAUUGAGUAUGUUUGCGAAGAAUAUAUUGUACCUGCUGAACAAAAAGACAAAUCGAAAGGAAUAUGGAGAGUUUCUCAACUAGGAGAAAUUGUAUGCUAUAAAGCAGGUUUAGGAAAAGCUCCAUCCCAACCAGCUUAUGUUACAUGUAAAGGUUCAUGUUAUCCUGUGUAUUGGGUUUUAUCAAACUGGACAGAAUGUACCAAUUCUUGCGGUGAUGGAACACGUAAACGAAUUCUUUAUUGUCAAGAUGAAAUUGGACAAAAUUGGCCUCUUAGUGAAUGUAUGAUACAUGGUGAAUCAAAUAUUCAACAUUCCAAAGCUCCAAAACAAUCAAUCAGUAUUCAAUCAGCUCAAGAAAUUAUUCAACAAUAUCAACAAAAUAACAAUUUUCAAAUAUCAUUUGAACACAACUUAUAUAUUGAACAAAUUAAUGAAUGUUUUUCUUUAUCAAAAUGUCGAAACGAUAUUAAUUGGUCAGUAACUGAAUGGUCUGAAUGUGAACCAUUAGAUGAACAAAUGAAAUCCGAUUGUCGUCUAGCUGAUAAUAUUACACAUCAUAAUGAUUUAAUUCAUAAAAUUAUUGGUGUUCAUUAUCGAAAUGUGUCAUGUAUUAUUGGAAAUAAUGAUAAUUAUCAUAAAUCACUUAACAAGUAUAUAAUAUCUGAUCAACUGACAUCUAGUUAUGGUAUGAACGAGAUACAAUUAGAUAUAAAUUUUUGUCGUAAAGCAAGUAUGCUUGGGGAACUAAUGCCAGAACCUUAUGAUCGUGAAGCGUGUACUCAACCACAAUGUUACAGAUGGGGAAAUGGACGAAUUUCUGCGUGUUCUGUUACUUGUGGCAAUGGUGUGAAACAAACGCAAAUCACAUGUGAACGUAUUAUGUUAAAAUAUGAUUUAGAUAAUAGAUCUAAUGAAAAGAAUAUUAUUUUAGAUGGAAUACAUACUGUAGAUAAUGAUAAAUGUAUACAAAAUCUUCAAUAUAUACCACGUUUAUUCAUUGAUCAAACAAAUAAUACACUAUUUGUAGAAACUAUUGAAAGACGAAUAGAUAAUAAACAAGAAAUGAUACCUUUAAAUGUUGAUAAUAUUAACAAACCAAUUGUAUUGAUGUGCAAUGAAGCUCCGUGUGAUUCACGUGUACCAGCUUGGAGGACUACAUCAUGGAGUGCUUGUUCCAGCUCUUGUGGUCUCGGUGUCAGGAAAAGACAAGUUAUAUGUGUAAUUGAAACACAAAAUACAAAUCUACAUAAACCUCUUUCAGAAUCAUAUACUUCUAUAUUUACAGCUAGUCGAUCCAAUGCUGAAGUAGUUGACUCACAAAUAUGUGAUAAUGCAUUACUGCCUAUGCCGACAGAACAAGAAACAUGUCUUGAAGCUCCAUGUCCUAUAUGGCAUGCUGAAGAAUGGGAAGAAUGUAUGGGUGAAUGUGAAUAUGGAGUACAACAUCGAAAAAUUAGAUGUAUUAUUGAAUUGAUUCCAUCACAACAAAUAAUAACUAAUCAUUCACAAAAGUUGGAAGAUGAUGAUAAUUCAUUACGUUUCUCAAUAAAUCACCUUGAUACUUCUCUAGUUCGACGAUCACGUUCAGCAAAUAUCAUGGAUAUUGAUGAACAACGUUGUCGAAAUGCCGGUCCUAAACCAAUAGCAGAAAGACCAUGUUUAAUAAAUAUAAGUUGUCCGUAUUGGUAUAAAAGUAAAUGGUCAAAAUGUUCAGUAAAAUGUGGCAUGGGGAUUCGAUCACGUCAAGUUGAUUGUCGAUCUCCAAAUGGAACUGUAAUUAAUGUUGAUGCAACAAAGGAUAAUCAGACAGUUUAUUACAACGCAGAUAUAUCUUAUGAAAAUUCACUACAACAUGUCAUACAAACUAUAAAAAAGAGUAGUACAAUAAUGCAUAAAUGUCAAAGUCCACGUCCUAUUGAUCGAAUUUCAUGUAGAACACGUCCAUGUACAGGAAUGAAAGUAUUCUGGUGGCCUGUUACAUCAUCUGAAUGUAGCGUAAAAGGAUGUGAAUUGACUAAACGUGAAAGAACAAUCAAAUGUAUCAAUCCGAAACGUGGCCCAGUUCAAGAUGAAGCUUGUAAUCAUCUAGAGAGACCAUUGAAUUGGACUAUUUGUGAAUUAUUUAAAUGCAAACGAUUUGAAUGGAGUACAGGACCUUGGAGUUUAUGUCCAGAUACUUGUGGAUCACGAAUAAGGUAUCGUCAUGUAAAAUGUGUGGAUGAUUUAGGUAAUGAAUAUUCAGAGACUUUAUGUCCAGCAAAUUUGAAACCCAGCAAUCGUGGUGUAUGUCCAAAUUUAUGUUCAGACGUCCCUAAAAGUUGUUGGGAGUUAAAACAUCGUUAUCCUUCAGCUGAUGAUGGUACAUAUCAGCUGUUAAUUGAACAAUCAUUAGUUUAUAUUUACUGUGCAAACAUGGAAUCAUUAAAUCCAUCUGAAUAUAUUAAUUUACGUCAAGUUAACUAUGCUUCAUCAUCAGAAUUCUUACAACCGUAUCCCGAUUCAAAAUGGUGUCCUUCAGUCAAUCAAACUGUUUCAAUGUUCAAUUCAUCUGAAAAUAUUCACCAAGCUAAUUCAAACGUUGAUUUAUCGACAGAUAUUACUGAAUCACUUUUAACUAGUAUGGAAGUUACUAGCGUCAACUGUCCCAAUUGUCCGACAGUGUCAAAUUUAGCAUCCAAAACAUUUUAUCAUAAAAUUAGAUUGGAUAUAUACAGUUUGCAAGUGAAAAUCGAUGACAGCCGAUUCUCUCAUACUCUCGGUCCAUCAAUGAUGCCAUAUGGGACUGCAAAAGAUUGUUUCUCAUCAACCACUUGUCCUCAGGGACAAUUUCAAAUUGAUCUGAGAGGUACAAAUUUCAAAGUGAGCGUUAAAACACGUUGGACCGUUAAUAAAAUUACUGACGGUGUAUCUCAUAUUCAUCGACUCCAAGAUGGUCAAUUAAUAUUUGGUCGGUGUGGAGGAAACUGUACAGGAUGUUGGCCUCAAUCUGGAUUAUUUCUUGAACUUAAACCAGACUGA
Molecule: messenger RNA, 4200 nt
Organism: Schistosoma turkestanicum
Lineage: Eukaryota; Metazoa; Platyhelminthes; Trematoda; Strigeidida; Schistosomatidae
Source: the annotation of a GenBank genome assembly